AUGGGCGAAGAAUUGGUUCGUAAUAUUAAAAAAAACAAGCAACGUUUAAUAUUCAAUGAUAAAAAUGAUGAUGAUAAAGAUGAUAGUGAUAACAACGGCAAUGAUACAAAAUUUGAAGAAAUGAUAGCAAUAAAAAAGGAUAAGCAAUUAAUACGAAAUGAUUGGAAUAUAAAUGAUGAGAGUAGAGAAAUUUGGACUCGAAAAGCUGAUUUUUUGCUAUCUGUAAUUGGCUUUGCCGUUGAUUUAGCCAAUGUUUGGCGUUUUCCAUAUUUGUGCUUCAAAAAUGGCGGAGGAGCUUUUUUAAUACCAUAUACAUUAAUGGUAUUUUUUGCUGGUGUACCAUUGUUUUAUAUGGAAUUAUCGCUUGGACAAUAUUACAGAAAGGGAGCAGUUACGACUUGGGGCUGGAUCUGUCCACUUUUUAAAGGAAUAGGAUAUUGUGUAAUAAUGAUAGCAUUUUAUACGGAUUUCUUCUAUAAUGUAAUUAUUGCCUGGUCUCUGCAUUUUUUCCUGAAAUCAUUUACCACUCAUUUGCCAUGGGCAUCAUGUGAACAUGAAUAUAAUAGUGCUAUAUGUUAUGAACCAAGCUGGAAUAAUGACAAGGACAGCAAAUGUGCCCAGCCAUUAAAUAUAUCUGAUAUGGGUGUUAUAUCUGCUGCUGAGGAAUAUUUCUAUAAGGAAUUUCUUGGGUUGCAUAUGCCCGGUGCGCCAAAUUCAUCUGUAGCGCAUUCAUUGAACAAUCUUGGUUCACUUAAUUGGGAAAUGGUAUUUUGCCUUCUAAUUGUUUAUAUCAUUUGCUAUUUUUCUCUUUGGAAAGGUAUCAAAACAAGUGGAAAGAUAGUAUGGUUUACGGCAAUAUUUCCAUACGCUGUCCUACUAAUACUGUUCAUUCGCGGUAUCACUCUACCGGGAGCUGAAAAAGGCAUCAAAUAUUACAUUGAGCCAAAUCUUGAAAUGCUAACUGUGCCAAGUGUUUGGCAAGAUGCUGCAACUCAGGUUUUCUUUUCAUUGGGACCAGGAUUUGGUGUUUUAAUGGCUUAUUCAUCAUAUAAUGAAUUUCACAACAAUGUUUAUCGUGAUGCAUUAAUAACAAGUGCAAUUAAUUGCGCAACAAGUUUUCUCUCUGGUACUUGGCUAUAUGUCUUGUAAAAGUGGUAAACCAAUACAAGAUGUUGCCCAAGAAGGCCCAGGACUUGUUUUUGUUGUCUAUCCGGAAGCAUUAGCAGCAAUGCCGGGUUCAUCAAUAUUUUCCGUCAUUUUUUUUCUUAUGCUACUUACACUUGGAUUAGAUAGUUCAUUUGGUGGUUCGGAAGCAAUAAUUACUGCAUUAAGUGAUGAAUUUCCGUUGCUAAAACGUCAUCGCGAAUAUUUUGUUGGCAUACUAUUUACAUUUUAUAUGUUUAUUGGAAUUGCUAUAUGUACUAAGGGUGGUAUCCUGAUUAUGGAAUGGUUAAUUGUGUACGGUACUUCAUGGGGCUUAUUAAUUGCGGUUUUCUGUGAAACAAUUGUCAUCUCAUUCAUUUAUGGAAUAAAUAAUUUUGUGCAAAAUUUAAAAGAAAUGCUGGGCUUUGAGCCUGGAUAUUAUUGGCGUUUAUGUUGGACUAUUGGUGCGCCACUUUUCUUACUGUGUACAAUAAUCAGUUGUUUCGCUAAUUACGAACCAUUAAAGUAUCAAGAUUUUGUUUAUCCUCAAAUAGCUAAUAUUCUUGGCAUACUAUUCUCUCUCUCAACUAUAUCAGUAAUUUUUAUCGUUGGCUUCUAUAAACUUUACACCGAGAAAGGUGACACACUCACUAUGAAAUUGAAAGCAGUUUUAACGCCUCAACGACGGGACCUUACUAAUGAAAUUAUCGUAUCUACAUUAAAUGAUGAAAUAAAUUUGUAA
Messenger RNA from Brugia pahangi, 1885 nucleotides. The record is from the annotation of a GenBank genome assembly. NCBI's taxonomy places the organism in Eukaryota, Metazoa, Nematoda, Chromadorea, Rhabditida, Onchocercidae.